Molecule: messenger RNA, 2855 nt
Organism: Frieseomelitta varia
Lineage: Eukaryota; Metazoa; Arthropoda; Insecta; Hymenoptera; Apidae
Product: SET and MYND domain-containing protein 4-like
Exons: 6
Coding region: 866-2761 (631 amino acids)
Molecular function (GO): protein binding
Source: RefSeq, a predicted model, not a curated record
UAUCACUGUUGUAUCGUAUUCGACCAAGUAAAAUUUAUACUUUCAACGAUAGAUAAGAAAGACAAAUUAAGUAUAACUUUUUGUCUGGACUCGCAAGAAACUUGCAUACAUCAUUGCAUGCCGAAACGUUUAUCGUUGCAAACUGUUAUCAGAUUAAGUAUCAACUUUUAACUGAGAAUGACAAAAGAAAAGAUACACUUUGUGUAAUUUAUACCGUGUAAUACUUUACGAUUACAUAAUUCAAUGAAAAACAUAAAUUAAGCCAAUGAAAAACAUAAAUCAAGCCCUGUUAAAUUGUUCCGAGCGUCUUACUAAGAAAGACAUCUAUUCGAAGUAUCGUAGUUACUUCAUUAUUGAUAUUAAUGAUAUUCAAUAGACCAAUGAAACAAAAUGACGUUUGAAAGAAUGCACUCUUAUGAAUAUCUUGAUAAAAUUAGUUAUUCUUUUGGUACAAAUUGUAAUGUCACUGUAACUAUUCUUUGAACUUGUUGGUAGUACCGACCGGAAUUUUGCCUCGCUAACUGACCCCUAUUGCCGUUUAGCUUUUGAAUGAAAUGCAAUAUGUUUAUUUUAAUAUAACAUCAACUUGAUACUUCUACUUGGGAUUCCUUAGAACUCAACUUGAGAAUUGGUUUGAUAUGAUCUUAAACCACAGUUAGUUGUGAAACUACACAAUGAUCUUUAUGUUAAAUGUGCAAAGAUUCUGAUUUCCUGAGGGACAUAAAUUGGCGACAAUAACGGGUAUUGCCGUUCGACGUUCAAUAUUAACUAUAGUUAUUUUUGAAUUUGCAUAUAUAUAUAUAUGCACAUUAUAUAAUAUAUUAUAUAUAUGAAUACAAAGAAGAAAUAAUACAAAAGAAAGAAAAUGGAGAAAGUAUUAAAUACAUUAAAUAGGAAAAUAAUUGCUGCAAAUAAACAUCAAGAUAUGAUUAAUAAAUACAAAGCUAUAUAUACUGAUGAAGAACGUGUAAUAUUUAGUCUCAAUGUUAUGUUAGAAUAUAAUAUAAUUCCACAAGCUUCUGGCGAUAUAAAGAAUGCAAAGGAGUCGGAGAAAUUAAGAGAAGAGGGUAAUAAAUUAUUUGUUUCAACACCAUUAAAGAAUCAUACAUGUGUGGAUGCACUAAAGUUGUAUACUAAAAGUAUAGCUUAUGCUCCUUAUCCAUCUGAGCAACUUGCUUUGGCAUAUGCUAACAGAUCUGCUAUUUUAUUGAAAUUGCAUAAAUAUGAAUUAUGUAUUCAAGACAUAGAUAGAGCACUAGCACUCAAGUAUCCAGAUAAUUUACGUGCUAAGCUUUACGUAAGAAAAGUUGAGUGUCUAAAUGCACUGAAACAUCCAUGUAUGGAAGAUGGCAUAAAUGAAGCACAGUAUUGGUUAGAAAAAAUGUCUAUAAAUGAUAUUAAUCGAAAAAAAUUAAAUGAAAAACUAAAUUCUAUAAACCACAACUUAGUAUCUCAAAAGUUUAAGAAGCAAGAUAUUCUGAAACAACCACCGCUUCCUAAGAUACAGACUCAUAACAGUGAAGUUCCUUGUGCUUCUGAUGCUGUAAUUAUAAAGUAUAAUGAAGAAUAUGGUAGACAUAUUAUAGCUACUCGUAGAAUAAGGCCUGGUGAAGUAAUUGCAGUAGAAAAGCCUUACUCAUUGAUAUUAACGCCUGAUAAUGUGCAUACGCAUUGUUCAAAUUGUUUAGAUGUGUCUUGGGCUAAUAUACCUUGUGAAUACUGCACAUAUGCUAUGUAUUGUUCAGAGGAAUGUAAGGCUAUGGACUGGAAAAAAUAUCAUGAUGUUGAAUGUGCAGUAUUUCCAUCUAUGUUAAAGAUGAAUUUUGUCAAACUAGAUCUGUUCAGUUUAAGGCUUACUAUUCAAGCUGUGAGAGAAGCUACAAGCAUGCAAGAAUUACGAGAGGAGUUAAAAGAAGUUGAUAAUUGUGAUGAUCCUCGCACAAAAGGUUUUUCUAAAGAUGGAACCUUUCCUAGUGAUAAAUAUAGAAGUUUAUUAGGUCUUGUGACUAAUACUGAGAAACGUUCAGUACAAGAUCUUUUUAGAAGAUCUUUAGAUGCAAGCUUUAUUUUAUAUUUUUUAGCAACAGGUACUAACAUGUUUGGGAGUCCAUUAAGCAAAGAUUUAUCUGUGUUAAUAAAAAAUGCUGAUGUUACAUUUGUUGGUGGUCUUAUUCUGAGACAUCAGCAGUUGAUUCCUAGUAAUAUUCACAGUUUUUCUGAGGAAUAUGGAUUAGAAGCAGUUGAACGUGGUGUUGCAGCUAUGCCAUUCUUCAGUUUAAUUAAUCACAGUUGUAAUCCAAAUAUCUUAAGGCAUUCAAGAUCUGAGUAUAUGAUUAUAUAUGCUAUGUAUCCUAUUAAAGAAGGUGAACAGUUAUGUGAUAAUUAUACUCAACAUUAUGCUAUUACACCAAAAGCUGUGAGACAAAAAGAACUUUUGAAACAGUAUUAUUUUAAGUGCAAUUGUCCAGCAUGUGAAGAAGAUUGGCCGCUAUACUAUAAUCUAAAGUCUUUUAGAAAUUUAGUUAAAAAGAAGGAAGAUCGGAACAAAAUUAAUCAUACAUUAAGGAAAUUUAAUAGAUAUGUCGAUAUUGCGACAGAAGGAAAUAUUUCAGAUAAACACAUCCUUAACGAUUUGUUAAAAAUGAUCGAAGUACUGUUUGAGUUGGUGCCAAUGCCGUGUGAAGAAAUGAAUAAUGUAGUAGAAACUUUGAAACGUGUCUACGAUUUGAAUGGCAAUCGAUUUGAAAUUCCUGAACUCUAAGUAAUGUUUUACAUAAUAUAGAAUUUAUACAGAAUAAAGUUUAAUGUUAUUUUUUAUAAAAAAAAAAAAAAAAAAUAAAUGUACUAUGAAACUA